UCGAARCUCCAUAUUGCUUUCUGUAGCCAUCAAUGGCCGCUAGCAAAUUCAUGAAGCGCUUGUUGCUUAACAUAGAUUUGAGUUUCAAUUUGAUAAGAAAAAGGGAAUUGUAUCAUCGGUAUGUAUAUAAUGCACUAAGCCGUUAUCAAUCACAAUGGUCAAAGGUAGAAAAUCCUAACACAAAAGAUGCAAAGGAUGCAACUGUAUCACGAUCACCUAUAUCUCAACAAGACAACCAAAUGGAGUCGAGCUCCGGGCUUAGCAAAUACAGUUCUGAUGAAGAUGAUGCAGCCAACAACAAGUGGAAGUUAGAGCUUGAUUGGCUCACAAAAGCACUUGAACCAGCCCUACAAUUGUGUAGGUGGCCUCUUCCCACAGGAAAUGGAAAUGGAAAUGGAARCAAAAUUCCACCUAGCAGUCGGUCGCUUGCAGAAAUCCUUGCAAGCAUUCARCGGAGUAAACUUGGAGUCCAGGAUUGGAGCUUGAGUGAUCUUACAAUAGGUUUAUACCUUAUUUACCUUCAGCAAGCAUCUACAAAUCCAUUCGAGGAUGUUAAAGGUGUAAAGRUUUCCUCUGACGCAGUGGUCCAGGAUCUUAUAUACCAUGUAGAACUAGCAAAGGGGGCAUAUAGGGAUAGUGCUGCUAGCCUGGCCAAAAACAGCAUGCUUCGAGAAAGCAACAUUGUGAAAUUUGUGAAAAACUCUAGUAUGCUGAGACCAGGAUACUACAUUGGGGUUGAUAUUCGCAAUAAACUWGUGAUUUUUGGAAUUCGUGGAACACAUACUGUGUACGACCUCAUCACUGACAUUGUUUCUUCGAGCGACAAGGAAGUGAAUGUUGAAGGCUAUUCAACUCAUUUUGGCACUGACGAGGCUGCUCGUUGGUUUCUCACUCAUGAGUUAGGAAACAUUAAAAAGUACCUUGAGAAGCAUGAGGGAUUUAGGUUAAGGCUGGUGGGCCAUUCACUUGGAGGUGCGAUUGCUUCUCUGCUAGCUAUAAUACUUCGCAAAAAGACAAGGGAGGAGUUGGGUUUUAGUCCUGAGAUUGUUACWGCGGUUGGAUAUGGCACACCACCUUGUGUUUCUAGAGAGCUUGCGGACAGCUGCUCUGAUUUUGUCACAACCGUUUGUAUGCAGGAUGAUAUAAUCCCAAGGCUAAGUGUAGCUACUCUGAUGAGAUUAAGGAAUGAAAUUCUUCGGACUGAUUGGAAAACCAUGUUUGAGAAGGAGGACUGGAGAAGUGUUUUAGAUUUAGUUACCAAUGCAAAGCAGGUUGUAUCUUCUGUACAAGAUGUAGCUAGAAAGCUAGCUGAUUAUACCAAGUUUGGAAGCCAGACAAAAUUUAUUGAUAUUCCUGAUAGAAAAGAUUCUAUUGUGAUACCAAGUAAUAUCCCUACGAUCUCCGAASCAGAUGAAACAAAAGCCGAUGACGUUAACGAGGAAAGACAUGAUCUGACUGUUCCCCCGGAGGAACUGUUUGUUCCGGGUACAGUUUAUUUUCUGAAACGGAAGGAAGCAAACCACAAUGGCAAUAGAGUGAAUUACUUCACACUUUGGAAGAGACAUAAAGGGGAACAUUUUCAGAGGAUACUACUGUCAAACAACUUGAUUGCAGACCACAAAUGUGAUAGCCAUUACUAUGCUCUGAGGGACGUCCUCAAAGGCAUUCCCAGGCCUCAAAAUGAAACUCAGCCAGAAUAAGGUUUGUUUUUCUUCAUUCUCCAUUUUUCAUUUGAUGGGUCACUUCAAUGUAACCCAUAAAAUGAAAAAUAUUAAAUGCCGAAAAACGCCUAAAGUGUUGUCAUUUUUUACGUGUUYUUUUUCUGUAAUUUAAUGUACAUACGUUAUUUUCAUAAGAUUUGUAGAACCAUUUAGUCAUAAAAACAGACAAAUUCUGGGUCUUGAUGGGUGGUUUAUAGAGACUUAUAGCAACAGUCUUAUAUGUUAAGAUUGGGCCAAUUAAAUUGAGCCCAGACCUACCCAACCAUGUAAAAUUUAAAAACUUUGUUAAUUGGAUGAUGAUGGGUUUUAWCGAAUGUCUGUUUCAAUCUUUUUAGAGGUCCUGUUACACCUGUACCAACAAUAUAGAUCGCCCGCACGAGUAUUAAGUAGAACAAAGUAUGAAAGUUCAUACCAUAUGUUAUAUUAAAAGCCUUGCAAAUUAAAACAACAAAAAAAUGUCUUAAAAUGACAAAGUAACACAUGAAAUUUACUUGAAUAGAAUCAUUCUUCAAAAUCGGUUGCCAAAUGGGCUAAAAGAGGAGAGCCUAAAACGUYUGUAAUUCGGCUAAAGGUUUAAAUAUAUAUAAUUUGGUUAAAGCUAAAACAUGUAUACCUUGGCCCCAAAAAUUACCUGUUCCAUAACUUACAUUAAAAACUCUCAGGCACGAACUAUUAGACAAUAUAUGAGACAGCUGAAAAGAAAUGUUGGACUYGUAAUUAAAUGGUAGCCCAAGAUAUGCUAAAGCAAGCCAGCAAUGUCCUCCCUUUUUGAUGCAAAUACAAGAAAAASUUGAGAUGCCCCUUAAAUAGUUGUAUCCUAAAGAUAAACAAAAUGCCCUUCCUUUCUCACAUUUUCUUCUUCUUUUGAGUAUAUAUGCAUAUGGAGUAUAUUAAGCACUUGAUUU
Molecule: messenger RNA, 2626 nt
Organism: Cynara cardunculus var. scolymus (artichoke)
Lineage: Eukaryota; Viridiplantae; Streptophyta; Magnoliopsida; Asterales; Asteraceae
Exons: 8
Coding region: 33-1700 (555 amino acids)
Biological process (GO): lipid metabolic process
Source: RefSeq, a predicted model, not a curated record